This is a messenger RNA of Panicum hallii, 1813 nucleotides long. RefSeq names its product protein IQ-DOMAIN 1-like. Gene Ontology annotation, molecular function: protein binding. The record is from RefSeq and is a predicted model, not a curated record. Lineage: Eukaryota; Viridiplantae; Streptophyta; Magnoliopsida; Poales; Poaceae. The coding region runs from base 186 to 1490 and encodes 434 amino acids. The transcript is spliced from 7 exons.
AAAAAGGAACGAAAUCCAAGCGCACGAACAAAAGAGGGGGGAGAGGACAGACGGGGGGAGCGCGAGGGGAGGGCAUGGUCUCCCUCUCGUCCCGGCCCUCCCGUCUCGAGCAAAAUCUCUCUUCUUCUCUCGCUCAGCAUUGUGUCUUAGGUCAUUGAGUUAGUGAAAGGGAAGCAGGGGCUAUCAUGGGUAUCUCAUCCAAGUGGAUUAAAUCCUUGGUCGGCAUAAGGAAGCAAGAAAAAGGACACAAUGCAGAAAAGCAACAAAAGGGACAAAAUGCUGAAAGCCGUGAAACUGGGAGCUCUGCUGAUCAGUCGUUUCACGAACGGAAACAUUCUUUGGAUCCUGAAGGUGAACUUGCAGUUGGAGAUAUUCCAGUGCAAAGUGAAGCAUUGACUGAUGACAGCAAUACACAAGCGAUUUCAGAUUCGAUUUGUCCUGACAGUACAUCACUUGAUGCCCAUGUCUCUCAGGAUGAACAUGAAAGUAAAGAGGAUAUGGCAGCAACAGUUGUCCAGUCUGCUUUUCGAGCAUUCUUGGCUAGACGUGCUUUACGAGCUUUGAAAGGAAUAGUUCUACUUCAAGCCCUUAUCAGGGGUCAUGCUGUUAGAAGGCAGACAGAAGAAACACUUCAGUGUAUGCAAGCACUGGUAAAAGCCCAAGCUCGUGUCCGAGCCAGACAAGUUCGUGUUGCCUUAGAAAAUCAAGUGGCACGUAAAAAGAUUCCUGAACAAGAUGAUCAUGAAAACCAUGUCCGAGAAGUUGAGGGAGGCUGGUGUGGUAGUAUUGGUUCUAUGGAAGAAAUGCAAGCUAAGGCAUUGAAAAGGCAAGAAGCUGCUGCCAAGCGUGAGAGGGCAAUGGCAUAUGCUUUGACUCAUCAGCGGCAAGCUGGUUCCAAGCAUCAAAAAUCUACUAGUCUGCAAGGUCCCGAACUUGAUGACAACCACUGGGGGUCAAACUGGUUGGACAGGUGGAUGGCUGUACGUCCAUGGGAGAACAGAUUACUUGACAGUAAUGCCAAAGAGAGUAUGCCAACACAUAAAGAUAAGCAGGAUUUGGAAACAAAGUCUCAGAUCACGCCAAAGGGUAAAGUGCCAACAUCAAACACCCCUUCUGGUCCGAGCAAGAAGAAAGGUGCAAACCACAAAAAGUCAUAUUCAGAUGUUAGUUGUACUUCAUUUGCACGACCGGCAAAUGUAUUGCCAUCCACCUCUUUGGGAUCAUUCAAACAAAAGGCAAAGGUUACAGAUGAAGUUUUCGAGGAAGUCACCUCCCAGCCGACAGAUGUAGCUUCUAAGGCUAAGCACAAUUCGAAAGAUAAGCUUGUGCAAGCGAAUACACCAGCCAAGAACCGGUUAUCCCUGCCAAAUAACGUUGGCAGGGAAGCAGGAAAGGGACCAACUCGUAGGAAUUCGAUGAGCAGGUCUGAUCCAAAAUCACGGGCAGAUGCUGCUAAGCAAGGUGGGAAGCAAGUUGAGUUACAGGCCUGAUAACACAUUCCUGUUCUUCCAAUCUAUAAGCGGCGGUUCUUGGUGUGUUUCUCCAGCUGUGCAUGGUACAUCUGUUGUACAUAACAUUCUCAAACGACAUCCUGCAUUUAGAUUUGGGCUGUGUUUCAUAUUCCUUUGUGCAACGUCGCUGGUGUGUUGUGCCGUCUUUUCUUAUGUUUUUCUCCUUCCCUGCAAGUUCUAACAGCCGAAAGAAGGACCUGUGUUGUGCUGUGCUGUGCCCCAAAAACAAUGAUCCUUUGCUGUGUGCACCCUUCUUUUCUCUCUGAUUAAAAAAUGAUCGCAAAAAAUAUGCUCGCUUUUUA